Penaeus chinensis is the source of this 9845-nucleotide messenger RNA. RefSeq names its product endoplasmic reticulum mannosyl-oligosaccharide 1,2-alpha-mannosidase-like (gene alpha-Man-Ib). The record is from RefSeq and is a predicted model, not a curated record. Gene Ontology annotation, biological process: N-glycan processing; carbohydrate metabolic process. Gene Ontology annotation, cellular component: membrane; endoplasmic reticulum. Bases 186 to 2291 code for a protein of 701 amino acids. Gene Ontology annotation, molecular function: mannosyl-oligosaccharide 1,2-alpha-mannosidase activity; calcium ion binding. The transcript has 11 exons. Lineage: Eukaryota; Metazoa; Arthropoda; Malacostraca; Decapoda; Penaeidae.
AGAAUUUGGUGUCUCUAUCGUUAACACCAUCUUCAUCCGUAUACGAGAGAGAUUUGUAGAGCAUUCGACGAUGUACCAAAUAGACAUGUUUUAACAAGACCGACGAGGUGAAGUUUAGUGUCAGAGAUAAUCAGGGACUUUUAGUUUCGAUCGAUUCUGUGGUUUAGGACCCUGUUGCAAAGGAAAUGCAAGGGGACGUUUUCUCAAGCGACGGCGUCAAGAGGGAUUCGGUCCUAGCGAAGGACGGCCAGGGCGACGUCCCAGCGCUCUUGGGGGACGUGCACGAACAACUCGACGAGCUCAGGAAGGAGCUGACGGACACCAUCAGCUGUUUGGGCCUCGAGAUCUUGGAGAUCCCCGAAUUGGCCGUCUUGGACGCGGCGAAAGAGGAGCAAGGCGAAGGAAAGAGCGGCGGGGCAGCAUGGGGCGCCUUCAGCAAGUACGAGAGGAGUCAGAGAGCGUUUCAGGACACGAUCGCCGAGACGGAAUACUACAACAGUACAGAGAACUUCAGUCAGAGUUACGGAGGGAAUCCCGCUGAUAAAUUGGCAAAGGGAAGAAUAGAACAGGAAGAGACCUUGGCAAUUGGCCCGGGCGGAUCAGGUAGCGGUAGCUAUCAGCUGAUCCCCUUGUCAUCUGACGAUGACGUCACGGUGGAUACGAGACGGAAAUGGCGGUGGAAUCAGCUGCCACGCCUGCAGCGUGUGGUGUUCUUCAUGCUAGGAGUAGCGGCCCUGGUGGCCCUCAUCUAUGUAAUUGCUAGUCAUGCUGACCCCUCGGCACCCCCUGCUGUUUCUCAUGAGAACGUCGUGAUAGCUCCAACUCCAGCAGUUGCCCAACCUGAAGUAAUUGAAAAUGAAGCAAAUGUCGAGGAAGAAGUCAAGAAGGAAGGACCUGACCAGAUAAUUCCUCCCCCUGGACCCCCACGAAAGAGAUCUGAAAGACAAGAAGCUGUUGUUGGAGCAAUGAAGCAUGCCUGGAAAGGUUACAAGACCUAUGCAUGGGGUCAUGACCAUCUUAAACCCUUGUCACGGUCAAGUAAUGACUGGUUUAGACUUGGGCUGACACUGAUAGAUGCACUUGAUACACUGUGGAUUAUGGAUCUUAAAGAUGAAUUUAAUGAGGCUCGUGAGUGGGUUGCAACUCAACUGAACUUCAAUAUAAACCAAGAUGUUAACUUGUUUGAAUCCACCAUUCGCAUAUUAGGAGGCCUUCUUUCAACAUAUCACCUUACUAACGACCAACUCUUCCUCGAUAAAGCUGUUGACAUAGGCGAUAGACUAAUUGCUGGGUUCAAUAGUGGAUCUGGAGUUCCCUUUGCAGACGUCAACUUGUAUUCACGAAAAGCUUCAAACCCAAAAUGGGGCCCAGAUUCCUCAACUUCAGAAGUUACAACAAUUCAGCUGGAAUUCAGAGACUUGUCUCGUGUUACUGGAAAUCCCAUUUAUGAGGAAAAAGUGAAUUUAGUGUCUGAUCACAUCCAUAAACUACCAAAGACGGAAGGACUCGUUCCCAUCUUCAUUAAUGCUCAGACGGGACAGUGGCGUGCACACUCGACCAUCACCUUGGGAGCCAGAGGAGACACCUAUUAUGAGUAUCUCUUAAAACAGUGGAUCCAGACAGGACGUACGAGAGACUUCUUAAGAGAUGAUUACAAUGAGAGUGUGGCCGGCAUGGAGCACCUGUUAGCGAGAAGGACAGAACCCAGUAACCUUCUUUUCUUUGGCGAGCUUCAUGGUAGUAAAAAUUUUGUCAAUAAGAUGGAUGAGCUGACUUGCUAUCUCCCAGGCACUCUAGCCCUUGGAGUUCAUUAUGGAAUGCCAAAACACCAUAUGAAGAUAGCAGAGGAUCUGAUGUAUACUUGUACACUAACUUGGCUUCGUCAACCAACGAACCUGGCCCCAGAAAUUACUUACUAUAAUACGCAGCCCACAAGUACGAAUGAAGAUUUCUUUGUAAAGAGCAAUGACGCACACUACCUCCUCCGUCCAGAAACUGUAGAAUCACUGUGGUACAUGUAUCACCUAACAGGAAACAAAACUUUCCAGGACUGGGGAUGGCAAAUGUUUCAGGGCAUAGAAAAUUACUGCAAGGUAGAAAAUGGAUACACUUCCAUUGGCAACGUCAGAAGUACUAUAGACACAAAACCAAAAGACAAGAUGGAAUCUUUCUUCCUAGGGGAGACACUUAAAUAUCUUUACCUCCUGUUUAUGGAGGAUCAGAAUGCUUUUAGUGUAGACAAGUGGGUCUUCAAUUCUGAAGCACAUCCACUACCUAUUUAUACCCACUAGUCUUCUCAUCAGUCAUCAUAGAAAGCAUAUUAUACUUCACUAGAUCAUACUAUUUAAUUAUUUCAGUAGGGUAAGCAAUCCAGGCUUAGUUGUAUAAAGUCAGUGGUAUUUUGAGAAAUAAUUUACUAUGCAAUCAGUUGCGUCACGAAGGUCAGGCUGGGGGGAUGUUUGUUCUCAGGUGCUGCCUCUGCAGAGGCCAGAAUUGGGUGAGGAGAAAAUGUUUGAAGUUGUGAAUUGAUAGAGGUGAUGUUUUAUAAUAAUAUAAAUUAUGUUAACUAAAUUAAUAUCUAUCCAAGCAUUAAGAGAAUAUAAUUUUUUUAAGAGUAUAUUUCAUCAUUUCUUUUUUUCUAAAGUGCUACAGCAGUAGCAGUUUGACCCCAAAAUGAUAAUAUUAGCAUUUUUAUUCUCUAAAUUUGGAAAAUAAGGCAAUAAAGCUAUUGCCAAGGGUCCUAAUUAUUGAUUUCUUUGCACCACUAAGUUUCCACGAUUGACAAAGUUCAGAAAUGACUCCAGAACCAUUCCAUAAAUUUACAUGUUGCUGUGCAAGAUGUCUAGACUUUGUAGGUAUAAUUUCUUGAUGAACAACUUUUAAAAAUCACUUGGGAAGGCAAGAGAAAUAUGUGCUACUUUGGAUGUGAGAGUUAUUAGAAGAUGGAGAGUAAGUCUCCAUAUAUCAGAUGAAAUUGACACUAGAAGACUUUCUGUGCCUCAUUGUUCAAUGUAGUGAUAAAAGGGUCUUCAAAAUUUGAGUUAGAUAUUCCUUCAUGUUUGUCUAAAAAAUUACCAACUAUUGUAGUAUCUACUACCAGCUGUGAGUUAUCCUUCAUCAAGCUGAAACUCAUGCUAUGCUAUCUUUAGGCAUCGGUGGGCCAAGAAAAUUAAAUGUAGUAGUGUCACAUACAAAAGGAGUAAAGUCAUAGGACAGAUUUGCUGCAGUGAAAGCUGCAACCAAACCCCUUAAACAGAGGAGCUAUUGUAUCCAUCAGUUGUAAGUCUGAAAAGUUUCUAACUGUUGUAUGACACUUUCCCUCCAUUUUCAGUCUCGCCCUUCCUUUCUCACAUCUUUCCUAGCCUCCUUAUUUUACAUCUGUGUGUUCAUUAACAAUAAAGCCUUAAAUUAUACUUGUGUACCUUCUCUCAUUAUGUGCAGUGAAAUGACUACAGUUUUAUUCUGUUUGAUUACUUAUUUUGCCUUACCUUUUCAUAGAUUUCUUUCUCAAUAAGAUAUUCAUGUUUAGGCACUUCAUUAUAUAUAUUGAACCCUCUUAUUGUGCCUUGUCUGUCUUUUCUAUUUAUUUUUUCUUUCUGAAUAGCCUGUACUUCACAUUAACCUAUCUUGUCAAUUUUUUACCAGUACACAAAUUAAGCAUCAUGCAUCAUUAUACUCUCCUGCUAAACUAACUAUCAAACUAGUCUUGCUAUCCAGGGAUCCCUUUACAGAGCGGGAUACUUCCCUGGCUGUGAGGAGAACUGAGAUGAAAAUCCCUGCCUAAUACAGAACCACUGUGAUGGUCUUUCACCCCAGCUACAGAGGGAAAGAUGAUGCCAAAACAAAAACUAGUGUAAUUACUAUGGGGCUUAUUACUUGCUAUUUAAAAAGUUAUUAUAUUAUAUAAUAUUAGCUUUAGUGACACUUAGAAAUGAAUACAACUAACAAUGGUGCCUCAUUAGAAUUUCAGAGAUUAGCCAGACAAAUUUUUAAAGUGAGAGCCAGAUAGCAAUUAUGGAAUGCCAUCCACAAAUGUUAGCAAAGUUAAAAAUAACAAAAAUGGAUGAAAUCAGCAAGUCUUACCUUUUCACAAGGUAUAAUAGUACAGCUGGCAAGACUGUCUCACAAUCAAUUAUAUCUUAUUUGCUUCCUCCCAAUGUUAGUUCUUUUCAAUGAUUAAUUAUGUCUUUUAUACAUCAUUGAUAACACUAACAGCGGAAUACGCUGUUUAAGGUUUAUUUUCUGAUUUUUUGUUUCUGAAAUAUGGGUCAUUGGGGUAACUGGCACAGUUGUAUGAAAUAUGAUAAUUAAUAAACUGAAUGGAAUGAUUUUUCUAAGUGUCUCUUAGAAUCCACGACUAUCUUUGAUGUGUACUUGAUUCAGGAGAUUACUGUAAACACUAUGGGCUUUUCUGAGACGAUGUUUCUCUACAGGGAUCCCUAGACAGACAAGACUAGUGUGACUAUUGCUUAACUGAAAGAUUCUUUUAAUUUAAUGGGCCCCAAAUUGAAAGCAGUGAACCUCAAUUAAAUUCAUAUAGCAAAUAGAAUUUACACGGGAUGGAAUGGGAAGUGCCGUUAUUGACUUUGUUCCAAGGCGCCAGUAACCAUCGUGAUGCCAUUGAAAGCAUUAGAACUUAUUAAAGAUUAGGAUUUGAAGCUGCAGUUUUUAUGAUAAUUUAACAAUAUACAUGCCUGGGGUGUGUAAGGAAUUGAAGGAUGAUUACCUUAGAUCAUUAGUAAGGCUGUGCUAGAGCAUCACUACCUCUCUUUUAAUUUUUCAUAGUUCCUCAACAUUCCUUAAGCAUUGGGGACAGCAAGGAGAUUCUCCAAACAAUUGCUUCAUGGUUUAAUAUACAGCCGAAGGUGGUGUGCAUGAUGUAACACGAGUACUUGUUAAAUAGUGCUACAAAAGAGUGAUUUGACCUUUAUGUACAAAAUGCUGUAUCAUUUUAUCUAUAAAAUAAUACAAAAAAGAGAUAUAAUAGAAAUAUUGUUUUGUAGUUUUCUUUAAGUGUGCAGUAUUUAUUACUGUAAGAUAAUACAAUAGAUGAGACCAGAGUUGCGUAAGAUAUGAGAAAAUGUAAAACAUUAGUAUGUAUAGUGAAAGGAAUUUCAAGGAAUUGUAGGAAUAAUUGAAACACUAAAUGUAGUCAAACAAGUGUUGAUAGAAAAUGAGUGGUACUUAAUGAAUGUAUUUGUUUGGUACUGAGUAGAGUUAAAAUGUUAUGACAAACCAAUUUUUACAUCAGAAAGGGCUUAUUUUGUAUUGUUUUUUCUACUUAAUUUCAUGAUUUUAGUACUUGUAGAGUAAGCUGUGUUAUGAACCACUGACAGUACAGAGUUUUAAGCAAUUGAAUUUUAGUAAUUCUUCAACUGUAGUUUUUGAAUUUGCUUUUCUCAAGGGGUUUACAAAUGUUGCAGAAUCGAGAAAUGGCAUUCAUUUCAUCAAAUUGUCAUUGUAAUGGUUGUUAACAACUUCAGAUUGCAGAUUACUGUGAUCAUUUGAAAGGACACUACACCUUAUAUAAUCUUGAUGGAUAUGUUAAAGAAUGAUGUAAAAGGGAAGUAUAAAAAUGCUAUGUAUAUAUUUAUCACACAUGAAAGUUUAUCAUGUACUUCAAAGUUUUCAUUCUUCAGGAGACUGACAGUGUAUGGUACAUUUUAUUAACCAAGCCAAAAGUGAAAUUUGUUAUAUAUUUUGAGGUCGAUAUAAUUCCAUUUAAGAUAAAAUACAUUGUUCUGUGACUAAAAAUACGAAAUUGGCUUGCACAUAUUCUUUUCUGGCAAUUUUCAUUGGAAUUCCAUUUUUAAAAAUUAGCUUCUUUUUAAACCUAGAGGCUGGGACAUUUUAAGGUAUCUAACAUAAGGUGUAUUAUCUAAAAUUGAAUUUUAACUGAACCUGCAUGGGGGGAAAUAUUGUUUGAAUAAAGAGGAGUUAACUGCUUGAAAAUCUAUAAUUCUUGAAUUUGAACUCAAUUUGACGCUGACUCAGUGUGGCCCCAUUCAAGCAGUUAAGUCUUUUCGAAUAAAGUUUUAAUCAUAGAAAGUUAUGUGUUCAUAGUCAGUUUGACAGUGAAGAAAUGUUUUUGUUGUACUUGACUAGAAUAUUAGUUACAUUAUUUGUACCAUUCUAGAUAAGUUGAUCAUUUUAUAUUUUUGGAUACUGGUGUUGGUUUUCUUUGUGAUGUAAGCCUUACAAUAUAUGGUACAACUAAUAUUUUUAGCCUUGCAACUUUAAAGAUAUUUUCAUGGGAAGACAAAACAAAACAAAAAAUAUUUUGCCUAUAUCAUAUUUUAUUGUGAGGCAUGUUGACAGUUCUAGUUAUUAUUUUUGUUAAUACUGUUGUUAUUACCAUUUGCAUUAUUGUUUUUAUGUUUUGUUAUUGUUAUUAUUAUUAUUAUUAAUAUUUAUGUAUUUUUUUUAUUAAUCAUUAAUUAUUUUUAUUUAGUCAAGAUGUAAGUGGCACACACAGCAAAAGGGGCAUUAAGAACUUUUUCAAUCCGUCAUUAAUUUUUAUAUACAUGCAAAUAUGACAGCACAUUUUAGGAAGGUAUAUGGUCUGAAAUUGUUUAUGGUAAAACAGAUGACAUAAGCAAAAGUAAGGUUUCUUAUGUACAUUUAUUUACUCUCUCUUCCUCCUCCCCUUGUUCCCCUAUCUCUCCUCCUCUUUUCUCUCUUCCUUCUUCUCCCCUUUCCUCUUUCCAGUUUGCAAUUUCUAUUUUCCACUCUCUCCUCUGUCCCUCUGAUCACCUUGAAAAAACUAUUAUAUGAUUAUAAGUGUAACUUAUUUAACCAAUGGAUAUUGAUAAAAUUAUAAUGAUAAAUUCAUGUUUGAUUAUAUGAUAAAUUUUAUUAUUUCUAAAUCAGAGUAAUCUAUUAUAGCAGUGUUAAUACAUUGCUAAUUAUUAACAAUAUGGUGCCAAUAUAAAAAUGAUCUUGUGCUUGAUAAACCAUAGAGCAAAUGGAGUGCAGUAUUGAUAUAUACAUGUCAUGAAUUAAAGAAAUCAUAUUGCCAUUUGUUUUUAUUCUGUGGAUUGUAGGUUAUGUACAGAAGAAAAUGAAUUACAAACCAUAUAUCCCUCCAUUAAAACAUGUGAAGUGCAAGUUACAAAGUGGUUUACUUUGUUUCAUAGAGUUACUGAUCUAUUAUCCUAUUUUUCUGGCCAUGCUCAGGAAUGGGAAUGAUGUUUUGUCUAUGAAAGUUUAGUAUAUACUAUAGAGAGGUUUAUAAGUGUGUGAAAGAGACCAUGAAUGUUUGUGAUUACUCUGAAGUGCUCAUAACACUUAUGUAAGUGACCAAUACAACAGUGGAAUUUCACACAUCACAUCUUUGCUUAGUCUUUCAGCAUGGUCUAGAGACUAAACUGGUAAAGUUUUCUAUGUAUUGGCUUGACAGUCCCUUGUGUGAAUUGUUUUCCAUUUUUUCCUGUUUUUUCUUGCUUUUCUUACCUAAUCAGGUGGUUAUGCUUGACUAUACCAUGCAAAGUAUAUGUAUAUGUGCAUUAUAAGGUAUAGGUAGUCCAUUGUUAAUAGCUUAUGCAUUUGUUUGGGAAUGAAAAUAAAUGAAAUUUAACUUAACCUCCAUUACAUUUGGGUUUGUUUUGUUCUAGGAUCAUUUAGAACUUAAUCUGACCUAACAUUCAGACUUGAUAAUAUUGUGGAUUGCAUUUUUUAUGAUCCUUGAUAGUUUUCAGAGCAAGUGGUGUUACUUAAUUGUUUUUUUUUUUCUGUCAUAUACUGUAUGUAUAAACUAUAUAGAUAUGUAUAUACAUAUAUUUCCUAAAUUGAUUUGUAGGUCUUGAAGAAAGUUAGUUUGAACUCCCCCCCCCCCCCCUUAUUUACAAGCAUUGCUACUUUGAAUAGAUCUUUAGUUUUCACAAAAAUAGAAAAGUAACCUGAAAGUUGUCCCAUCCAUUUACCUAUGGUUAAAUGGUUAAAAAAUUCAUAUAUUAUGAUAUAUCUGUUGUGUGACUAUAUCUCCAUCAGCAUCAGUGUAUUUGUAUAUAUUUAUGUAUGUAUGGAGAAACUGGAUAAGUGAGAGCCUGUAAGAGAGAGUGAGUGUUAAUAAGAAAGUGUGAGUCGAGUCAGAGGGUUGGCUUGGCACAUGUCUCGGGAGAAUUCAGUGUUGCUAGCUGACCAUGGGAAAACUAAAAGAUCUCUUGAACAGCAGACUAAAAGCACAUUUGUCAUAUGAAUUUUGUAAAGAAUGUUGGUGAUGUCAUAUGAAAUGAUGUGAAAGAAUGCAGGCCACAAGGCCUAUCAAGUAGUACCAGCAUAACUGAGGGGAAGGUUGACUGGUUGUUAAAUAGAUGAAUAGAUACUCAUAUUUAUAGCUUGUGUGUGUGCAUGCAUGUGUACAUUCUUAUAUAUUAUGAAAUAGCUUAUGUGGUUGCUUAUGUGUGCAUGUGUGAGUGUGUCGUAGUAUGUCUGUAUAUACAUACAAUUUUUGUGUACGUAUGUGUUAAUAUAGAGAUAGAAUAGAUGGUUAGAUUAAAUAGAUGAUAGGUAGUUAGAUAAGUAGAUAGAUAGAUAGGCAGACUGGCUAUUGGGAAUUCAGAAGCAGUACAUAAGGCUUAAACUUUCUGAGGUAUGCAGAGUUCUCCUUGCGUUAUUUUUGCUGGAUUUAGUGCAUUUUCAAAUAACCACUGUGAUUAUAAAAAAAAAAAAAAAAAGAUUGUGUGUUUUCAAAGAGUUCAUAUUAUGAAUAGAAAAUCUGAAGAUUCACUGAUAUUGUUACUAAUUUCUCAGUAACAAAGUUUUCAUUGGUGAGGGUUAGGGGAUAAUUAGUAGUCCGUUCAGACAAGAUAUGAACAUGAUUGAUGUAUCCUGUGCCCUGUUAUAUACUGAGCAGAUAUAUAUUUCAGAUUGUGAUGAACAGUUUACAAUGAAGGUUCUUUUUUUAUAAUAUCUCUGUUUGUGAAAUUUAAUCUUGUGCGUGUUCAGUUUUAUUAAGUGGUUAUCGUUUAGUUUCUCCAUUACUGCUGUAGAUGUUUCUGUAAUGCACCAUUGGUGAUAUUUUCAGUGUGUCCUUUAAGUAUUUGAAAAUUCUGGUAUAGAUUGCUCUAAGGAAAGUAUUUUGCUAGCUCAACAGUGUUUCUGGUAGUUGCAUUUCUACUGUAUUAAAUUAUGUGAAUCUUGAUUAUGAAAGUGCACAAUUGUGAUAUUGUCAGCAAUGAUCCCUACUUCACUGCUGUCAAAUUCUGUUGGAAGUAAAUUAGUUUAAGACUACCAAGCCUAGUCUUAAAGUUUAGUAUGUGUGUUUUGUACUGUCAAAACUUUCUGUUAAGAAUUUAAUAAGCACAAUGUGUUAUAAUUUUGCAUAGCCAUUGUCAUAGUUCAGUGGGUGUUUUUAACUGGAGAUUUUGAACUUUAUAUUUAGUAACGGUUUGUGAAGUGUUUUGAUGUUGUAAAGAUAUUUUCAGAAUCAUACAAGAUAUUAUCAGGUUACGCCUUUUGUUAGAAGAGAAAUACUACUGUGAGCAAUGUGUGCCUGAUGCAGAAGUACCAAACAAAAUACAGAUAUGAAAGAGUGCAUCUGUAUUUUGUAUUUUGCCGUAAAUGAAAUUAUAAAGUCAUUUAUGGCCCCUAAUGUUGCCUGACUCAUGUAUACUAGACAUGAGGAAGAAAUCUUUCAUUUCCACUCAUCAUGAUUCAAUAUUUUAUCAUCUAUAAGUUUGAACUAGAGAUGGAGUUCGUGAUUGUAAAUAUUACACUGAAUAAAGUAUGUAGUGUAUGCUUAGUACUUUUAUUUUGAUUGUUGAUAGAAUGGUAAAAGCAAGUAUUGUUACGAGUGUAUGAUAUUUUGAAUAUAUUUUAUGAUUCAAUAAAAAUGAAGAAUAAUA